Prunus dulcis (almond) is the source of this 3075-nucleotide messenger RNA. Its product is annotated as tryptophan--tRNA ligase, cytoplasmic. Lineage: Eukaryota; Viridiplantae; Streptophyta; Magnoliopsida; Rosales; Rosaceae. Gene Ontology annotation, biological process: tryptophanyl-tRNA aminoacylation. Bases 1541 to 2743 code for a protein of 400 amino acids. The transcript is spliced from 12 exons. Gene Ontology annotation, cellular component: cytoplasm. The record is from RefSeq and is a predicted model, not a curated record. Gene Ontology annotation, molecular function: tryptophan-tRNA ligase activity; ATP binding.
UUCGUUCUCAUCCUUUUGCUUCAAAAUUAAAGCUAUCAAUGGCUUCACGUGGCAAGGCAUUACAAAUGCUUUUAGAUUCUGAUUCUGAUGAGGACAAUCAUCAACAAAGAGUGGCAAUCUCCAGUGCUCACCAUACAUCAUUGAUGAAUGAAUAUGGUAAUAGGCGAAGCAAACAUCGUGGUUCGGUUGUGUAGCAGAUUAAACACAGGGCUAAAGGCACAUGCAUAUUCCCACCUGCCAGCACAAAUCAUUGCAAGGCUUCUCUUCGCAAUUACGCAUGUACUCCAUCUUCCCACAAGCAAGAGUUGAUUGUGCCACCGCUUCAUCUCCUGCGCCACUCAAUAUAUUCAAUCAGGAACGGACCCAGGAAUCUUAUUUUAUAGGGUCAUAGUGUAAAAGUUUUUGGAAGCGACAGUAAUAGAGGAGUUGGGGCUUAAAGGCUUGGUGGGGGAGAUGGUUAAAGGUUUGUGGGGUGGAGAUUGGGUAUUUAGGUUUGAGAGUAAUGGGGGUUUUGGAGUUCUCAACUCGGAAGGGAGGGUCUGUUUCAAUUAUACUAUCUGUUUUUAUUUUUAAAAGACCUGGACCAAACUGACGUCGUUUUGGCCAGGUCUCUUAAAAAAAAUUCGCUGCUGCUGGUCCAAAACUACGGCGUUUUGGCCAGCGCGUUUAAAAAAAAAAAACAUAACAACUGUUCAGUUUUUUCUUCCUCCACAAGUGGCCCUUUCAAUUUCUUUGUUUUUUAAUAAAUAUUCCCAAGCAUUAUAUUAAAGAAGAACGACCAAAUUUUUUUGUUAUUUUCUUUUUAUAGUAAAAAGUAUUAAAAACAAAAGGGAGUGUAAGCGGAUAAAAGGGGAGUGAGAAAAUUACCACUCUUUAUGAGUUAUCAAAGUUGGGCAUCUGGGUUAUAACCGAAAAAAAAAAAAGGUUGAGCAUCUGGGCUGGCUUACUUAUAAUAACCCAAUUUGGUUCUUUUGUCAAAACUAAGCUAGCCCAUUAGUGAAACAGAUCUAGGCACUAGCCCAAACGUCCUCCCUCCUCCUCUCCUCCUCCUCUUUCUUGUUCUUCUUCUUCUAAUUUUCUCUCUCUGUCACGCCUCUUCUAAAACGGUUUGUAUUGUAAUUAGGGCACCUAACAUAAUCUUCUUCACGAGUUAGCCGCAUUCUUCUUCACAGAGCAACAGCAACUGGAGAUUGGCAGCAGCUGCAAGCGCAACUAAGUUCUUUCCAAUCCUUCUUCCUUCUUUUUGUUGAUGCCGCCUAAACCAGUAAAAACCUAGCCUCUUCGAAUCCAGGAGAAGAGGCUAAGUGUAUAGCGAAAUAAGACCGUAUCUAGACUGUAUCGCUCACGUGUCCAUGGCGUAUCAAAGACUUAUCGGAUGUUCAACAUAACAGAAAAGUCCACGAUAAGCCGUUUGCCGUAUCCGAUACGUGUCGGAGGCGUAUCGUAUCGGAGGAGUAUCCGAUACGAGUAUACCUUUCCUGACCCGCGUAUUCUUGCAACAUAGGCCGCCGAUUACGGAGACUAGGAGAGAGAGAGAGUGAUGGAGAAGAAAGAGGGAGAAGGGGAAGGUGAAGAAGAGCAGGUAGUGAAUCCGUGGACGGUGUCGGCCAAAGGUGGCGGGAAAAUCGACUACGAUAAGCUCAUUGACCAGUUCGGCUGUCAGAGGAUCGACCAGUCGCUCGUCGACCGUAUCCACCGCCUCACCUCACGUGCUCCCCACGUGUUCCUCCGCCGCGGGGUCUUCUUCGCCCACAGGGACUUGAGUGAAAUUCUUGAUGCUUAUGAGAGAGGAGAGAAGUUCUAUUUGUACACAGGAAGAGGACCUUCCUCUGAGGCAUUGCAUUUGGGUCAUCUUAUCCCCUUCAUGUUCACUAAAUAUUUGCAAGAGGCCUUCAAGGUUCCUCUUGUUAUUCAACUUACUGAUGAUGAGAAAUGCAUGUGGAAAAAUCUGACUGUGGAAGAGAGCCAGAGACUUGCCAGGGAGAAUGCCAAGGACAUUAUUGCUUGUGGUUUUGACGUAACAAGAACCUUCAUUUUCUCUGAUUUUGAUUAUGUUGGUGGUGCCUUUUACAAGAACAUGGUGAAGGUUGGAAAGUGUGUCACAUAUAAUAAGGUUGUUGGAAUUUUUGGUUUCACUGGUGAAGAUCAUAUUGGAAAAGUUAGUUUUCCACCUGUGCAGGCAGUUCCAUCAUUUCCAAGUUCCUUUCCACAUCUUUUCGGUGGUCAAGACAAUCUUCGUUGCUUAAUUCCAUGCGCGAUUGACCAGGAUCCUUAUUUUAGAAUGACACGAGAUGUCGCUCCACGGAUUGGAUACCAGAAACCUGCUUUGAUUGAGUCUUCUUUCUUCCCUGCUAUGCAGGGAGAGACCGGUAAAAUGUCGGCCAGUGAUCCAAAUUCUGCCAUUUAUGUAACUGAUUCUGCAAAGGAAAUUAAGAACAAGAUAAACAGGUAUGCAUUUUCUGGUGGACAAGAUUCAAUAGAGAAACAUAGAGAACUUGGAGCAAAUCUCGAGGUAGAUAUACCAUUCAAAUAUCUCAGUUUUUUCCUGGAUGAUGACGCUAAACUCGAAGAGAUAAGGAAGGAGUACGGUGCAGGACGCAUGCUAACCGGUGAAGUUAAGCAACUACUGAUUCAGGUUUUGACUGAACUAGUUGAAAGACAUCGUAGGGCUAGGGCUGCUGUGACUGAUGAGAUGGUGGAUGCAUUUAUGGCAGUGAGGCCCCUACCCAAUAUGUUCAACUAAAGUUGAGGCAGAGAGAAAUCUACACACACAUCCAUGCAUAUUUAUCUUACAAUUUUUUUUGUUAAUGAUCUGUUAGUCUGGAUAGUACUCUUCAAAUUUAGAUUUAGUCAUAUUCGUUGUUGAUGCUCAAACACAAAAGUUGUGAAGGUUUCUACGACAAUAUUUUUGUAAGAGUCAUUAAUUGAAACUCAAUUUGAGCGGAGCGCAAUGGUUUUAAGUUUGGUUUUGUAUGAUAUCGUGCCCUGAAGUGCUGUAUCUGCGGAUAUUUUUUAAUGAUAGCUGUAUUUUCAGAUCUAUUGUCAGGUUAAUGUAAGAGAUGAAGCAGUUGUGAG